AUGAUCUCGUUCAUCUCAUGGCGCGUAGGAUUGGCGAUACUAGCGACACUGGCUGCGUUUUUCCUCUCUCGACCAGUUAUCGAGCUACUCCUUUAUAUAAUUCGCGCCCGACUUGACCAGCGUGUGCAAUGGAUCGCAGACGUGCAACACUACAUGCUGACAUAUCUCUGGUGGUUUCUCUUUCUCAUCCUCGUACGCGAUGUAGUAGUCCGACACAUACUUGACUUGGGUGAUGAAGAAGACGAGAUUUUGCAAUACUCAAUGUACAUUGUGGCCGUUCCACUUGUGCUCGGUACAUUUGCCAUGCGCAAAGUCGUAACGAAUCUUUUUGUCCGGUAUUUUAAGUUGGAUCCAUUUUCAUCUGACUACGACGCGCGGAUUUUUGUCAUUACUGAAUCCAUUAAAUUCGUCUAUUUCGUCUUCAUCCUGAUCGAAGUGUUUUAUAUCUUCUUCCUAUCUAACUCGCUCAUGCGAUUUGUCCUUGUUGCGGGGCUUCUAAGCGUUGAAUUAGUUGUUAUUUUCUCUGGUUUUACCAUCCUAAAAAACGUGGCAACAGGAUUGUUUCUCAUUUUUGCUGAGCCAUUUCGAACUGGUAGUGAGGUCAAAGUACGGCGAAUGCUGGGUUUUAUCGAACGAGUAUCACUGGCAAGAACACUCAUGCGACGAGAGGAUGGAUCGCGAAUAUACGUGCCGAACGGAAUUUUUGCUGAUAAUUACCAAACGAGUGGCAAUGCUCAAGACGCUCACACGCACUCACUUAUGCUGCAUCUACACCCCUCGACUUCUUCCCAGAAGAUGAAAGACUUUGUGCAAGAGCUGAACGUUGUUCUGCAGCCAUAUGCUUUGUCCGCAGAAGCGCUUUCUGAUAUCCGGAGAAAUCGGCGCCAGGCUUUCGAGCACAUAUCAAGUAACGCAAGCCGAUUAGAAAGUGAUGAUAGCGUACUUGGUUAUCGACAUCAGACGACUGAACUAGGCGAUGGAAACACUAGUACACCGCGGACAGUUGGAAGGUCAAGUGCAAUUUCUAGCGUGUUCGAUCGAACUGGCCGCCCGAUUGUACCACCAACACCACCUGUGCAGGUUGAUAUUUAUGCCAUGUUUAAGGUCAAAGUGCUUGUUUUUCUGGAUCGUAAUAGUUACAAACUGCUUGAGACCGCGAAAACUGAGGUGAACCUUGCUAUAAUCGACACAAUUCAGCGGCUCAAUCUCAACGCACAACAAAUAGCCCAUUAA
Plasmopara halstedii is the source of this 1233-nucleotide messenger RNA. Its product is annotated as small mechanosensitive channel family. Gene Ontology annotation, cellular component: membrane. Gene Ontology annotation, biological process: transmembrane transport. Gene Ontology annotation, molecular function: mechanosensitive monoatomic ion channel activity. Bases 1 to 1233 code for a protein of 410 amino acids. The record is from RefSeq and is a predicted model, not a curated record. NCBI's taxonomy places the organism in Eukaryota, Oomycota, Peronosporomycetes, Peronosporales, Peronosporaceae. The transcript is spliced from 5 exons.